This is a messenger RNA of Aplosporella prunicola CBS 121167, 846 nucleotides long. RefSeq lists its product as uncharacterized. Bases 1 to 846 code for a protein of 281 amino acids. The record is from RefSeq and is a predicted model, not a curated record. NCBI's taxonomy places the organism in Eukaryota, Fungi, Ascomycota, Dothideomycetes, Botryosphaeriales, Aplosporellaceae. The transcript has 3 exons.
AUGAGUAGCGCUCAUGAUGAGCUCGCGGAAACCCUCAGGGACUUCACCCGCCAGCUCGAGGAGACCAACGCCAAGCUCGAACUUGAUCCGGAUAAUGCAGAGAUUCUCAACCUGAAGACCGAGCUCGAAGCGGGCAUAGCCGAGUUCGACGCUCUCCUUGCCGAAGAGAGGGCCGGCGCUCCAGCUCCCCCGUCGCCGCCCAAGGAAAAGUGGUCCAAGGAGAACCACCCCGCCUACCGCAAGCCUGCGCCUACUCCCUCCGAAGAUGAGGCUGCUCCCGCUGUCGCCUACAAGGUCAAUGAUGUCGUCCUGGCAAAAUGGAAGUCUGGCGACAAGGGUUUCUACCCUGCCAAGAUUCUGAGCAUUACCGGCUCCUCAACCUCACCCAUGUACCACAUAAAGUUCACUCAGUACUCUGAGACCGAACGCCUUGAGGGCCAUGAGAUCAAGCCAAUCUCUAACGAAUCCAAGAAGCGCAAAGCUGAUGGCUCACCAGUCACGCCCACAACUCCCACCGCUCCUGCCACUGCGGGCGUCAUCUCAGCUGCAGCGAACAUCAACCCAGAGCUCGCCAGCCAAGCGAAGAAGGAGCCGAGCAAGGUCAGCGACGGGCCGCCGAAGCCGGCCAAGAUUCCGCGCAAGGUCAAGGCAACCAAGGAGCUCGAAACAAACAAGAACAAGUGGCAGCAGUUCAACGCAAUGACCAAGGGCAAGAAGAAGGACAGCAUGUUCCGCACCGGAGCUAGCGUCAACGCGAGAGUCGGCUUUACCGGCUCCGGCCAACAGAUGCGCAAGGACCCUACGCGCAGCCGCCACGUCUACCAGGUGGGCGAGGAGGAACCUUGA